UUGUAAAUAUCAAUUACUUUUUUGCACUCGUAAGAAAGCCAGUUUUAGAUGAAGGUAUUGGUCAUGUUUUGUAUAAAUACGGCAGAGAGUAACUUAAAGCAUCAGUAGUUACACUGUGUUUAACUUACAAAGCAGCAAGAUGUUUAAAUUAGUGGUGUUGUGCGCUUUCUUAGCAGUGGCAGCUGCUGAGCCCAAACCAGCAUUUUUCGCAGCUCCUGCCCUGACGCCGGCUAUUUUAUCUCCUGCAGCGAGAAUAUUCCCAGCCUCCAGCUACGUAUACCAGUCACCGUUAGUUUCAACACCUCUGUCCUACUCCGCCCCCUUGGGCUAUGCUCACCUCAUUAAGAAGCGGUCAGCACCACUUGUUCUGAGCCCCUACUCCUUCCCCUCUUCAUACAUCGCACCUGGUAGCUAUUCAUACUCAUCUCCGAUCGUGAGCACCUACUCCGCUGCUGCUCCUUUGGUACCAGCUAUCGGAUCUGGUCUUGUAUAUUCUUCAGGAGCUCAUUUGAUUAAGAAGCGGUCAGCACCCUUGUACUCAUCGGCGUACAUUACUCCUUCAAGCUACAUUGCACCAGUAAGCUAUGCCGCCACCGCACCUUUUGUGGCAACGACGUACUCGGCUCCGGUCGUAUCCACGCCUCUGAUCUCCUCGGCACCAAUCUCCUACGCAACUCAUCUUAUCAAAAAGCGGUCUGCUCCAUUAGCUGUUGCUGCUUAUGCUGCCCCUGGAGCCUACUCUCAUCAAUCCCGGUUUGACUUCAAGGCUUCCGGUCCAGUUGCUGCCUACAGCUCUUACAUCGCUCCUCUAUCUUACUCUAGCCCAAUUGUUUACUCUCACGUAUACUGAAAAUGGUGUGGUAAAAAUUUAAAAGAGUUCCAUCAACAUCAGUUACCAUUGACGUAAAUAAACUGCCUAUAUAAA
Danaus plexippus (monarch butterfly) is the source of this 925-nucleotide messenger RNA. Its product is annotated as cuticle protein 16.5-like. The coding region runs from base 140 to 850 and encodes 236 amino acids. The record is from RefSeq and is a predicted model, not a curated record. The transcript has a single exon. Lineage: Eukaryota; Metazoa; Arthropoda; Insecta; Lepidoptera; Nymphalidae.